This is a messenger RNA of Pocillopora meandrina, 11507 nucleotides long. Lineage: Eukaryota; Metazoa; Cnidaria; Anthozoa; Scleractinia; Pocilloporidae. The record is from the annotation of a GenBank genome assembly.
AUGGGGCGCGAUAUUUCGAAAAGGAAACGGAGCGCUGAGGGAUCCCAAAUGAAAGACAGUGUGUCCCAUUGGGGCUGUGGGGCACGGUUUAUGGGUAUCCUCGGUGUUUUGACAGUCAUUUUAGUGGUGGCCGUUGUUCAUGUGGCAACAAGUGACGAGCACAAAACGUAUUUUGAUGAACUUGUAAGUACUGGAGGCGCCAUACGUUCAGCGCGCAGUGUAAACUCUGUAUCCAACGAGGAAUCAGUGGAAAUUUGCCGUAGUAAAGAAUGCAAAAAAGUAGCGAAGUAUAUAAACGCGUCCAUGGAUUACUCCAAAGAUCCCUGUGUAGAUUUCUUUGAUUAUGUUUGUGGAGGCUGGAUCAAAGCAAAUCCUAUUCCCCGCAGCUCGUCCACCUAUUCCACGUUUGCCAAACUGAAUGGUCGCGUUGAACGCAAUAUAAGACAUAUCUUGGAAAAGGGCAUCACCACUGCGAGCAAAAAAUUAUUCCAAUUGCCGAAGCAUUUCUUCGAGUCGUGCAUGGAUUUGAAAACUAUUGACAGCUUGGGGGAUAAGCCAAUUCGUGAUCUGAUCAACGACAUCGGCUCUUGGAGCAUCGAUGUCAAGUCAAGAUGGAAUGAAAAGGAUUGGGAUUUGGAAAAAACUUUGUUAUUUAUUCACAAAAGCUACACAUCCGCUGGCGGGCCGUUGUUUUCUGUUCAUAUUAGUGAUGAUCCUAUAAACAACACCAGGCACAUAAUUGAGGUGAGGGCCAUUUAAUGGGAAACCUGGUGUGAAUACUAAAAAUGUAAUGGUACUUUUUAAACUCUACAUGAGUCUUUCAUCCCGCCAUUGACAGAUUUCAUUUUCUCUUCACGAACUGGGAAAUCAUCAACCAAUCAAGAAAAGUGAUUUUAAACUUUUAAGAUUCAUUAGAAAGACGUCAUUGAUUGUCAAGAGAAUUCACCCUCUUAUUUACACGAAAAUUCCCUACAGGCAGUAUUGAUUUCAUUUUUACACUUAAACAAGCGGUAAUAAUUCGAAACCCAGAUAGACAUACAGCGAACGGGUGGGCAGAUUGAUAACGAAACACAUGUUGGUAGAUUUUAUAAGUUUUUGAGAUUUUGUAAUGAAAAAAAAUCAACAGUUAUGACAUUGUUCUAAAAGUCUGUCAUGUUUACCGACAUAAUUCUAUUGUGACAAACGUUUAAGAGGCUGUUCUUGACCUGCUGAGCUACACCAGGUUACUUGGCACUUGGCUUGGUUUACCUGCUGUAGAUAAAUGCAACUUGGCAGCCUCCAAACGUUCGCGCUACUUAAAACAAAAUGACAUUUCAACCAAAUCAUCAACCAGAGCUUGACCGUAAAAGGCCUUUUUCACAAGACUGGCAGCAGCAUAUUAUCAACACAUUUAGGACUUUUUAAAUUUACGACACUAUGCGAGCGGAAAAUUUGAAUGUUCGACAGGGUAGAUGUAAAAAUCAAAAUAUCCCUCCAGUUGGGACUGUUGUAGAUUUUUUUUACAACGCAGAUAAAUACCUUGAGGGGAUUGCCUGUAUUUGACCAAAUUGUACCGCGUUUAACGUCAAAUAACGUCAAAAAAUUAGUGAGGUUGUCUAUAUAUUUAGCCCAUGCACAUUUUCUUGAGCGCAUCGAAGUAAAAUUGAGUUGCAACUAAACACUACCGUAAUAUCGAUGAUUUCUGCAGCAGUUAAUCCCGAUCCUUGCUCGCUUAGGCAUGUGCAAAAUAAUCUUUACAUUUUGACCCGGGUGAAAUAUUAGACCAGAUUUUAUACAAUAACGUGGAAUGUCAUUUCAACACCUUAUCAAAGCAAAAAAGGAAAUUAAAAAAAUCUCACCAACGGAUUCCAGCGAGGAAUAAAAGGUGUAAAUGCAAAAAUUUACUCAAGAGUUUAGACUAAUUGAUCUUUUGUAUUGCACUUAUUUGUUGACAACAAUCGAAAGCGGUCCUUUCCUGUUCCCUUUUGAACAGGCAUUGAAUGAAGUCUGUUUCUCGGCAUCCUCUUUAGGAAAAUGGACAUCCAUCUUUUAUCUCAGGCAAUACUUAUUUUCCACAUACCUAAUUUUACUUUUGAAAUGUUUCCAAGGACUUUUCAUCAUUAUUUUGUAUAGAUCUCUAUCUUUUCAUGCACUGAGCUACAACAUAUUUACUUAUGUACCACCAGAUAGAUCAGGCCGGACCCAGUCUCUCUAGAGAGGUGUACUUCGACAGUCCAAAGGUAACAACAUUGGACAUUACCAGGAAAGAUGUGCGAAAUGACAGGGAACUACAAAGGAAACGGGCAUUUUACCAUCUAGCGACGUUUUCCUUACGGGAGAGUUAACUAGACCGAUUGAAUGUUUUGGAGGAGCAGAGAGAAAACGCUAAAAUUUGAUCAUACAAGUUAUAUUAGGGUUUGAUCGAGGGAUGUAGACUAUGAUGUAUUGUGCCUGCAAAUUGCAUGUCAGAAAACCAUUAUGAUAAUAAAUUGCUUGGGUGAGUGGGGGGGGGGGGGAAAGGGGGGAAAGGGGGGAGAACGGAGAAAUGAAGAGGAUCAUAUAAUAAAAACACUCUCAUGCAAACUAGCUUAUUUAGGUAUCGUUUAAGUCUUUUUUAACCCAGCGGGGGGGGGAGAAGAAACAAAAAUGACAGGGGGGAAGGGGGGAAAGAAUUGAGAAAUGAAGGGGAUCGUAUAAUAGCCACCCUUUCGUGCAAACUAGCUGACAUAGAUGUUGUUCAGGUUUUUUUUUUCUUAAGCCAGCCAGGAUCGUGUUAAGCCAUGGGCUUAAGAGGAACAAAAGAAGCUAUGAGCGGGAGAAGGGGUUGCGUGAAAAAAUAGCUCCAAAGGUUCAUAAGGCGCAUACGUGUAAUUCUGUCUGUCCACUUGAUCUUCUCUUGCUCUAACGUGAUGUUUGCUCCGAUCAAGAUUAUGAAGGCGUACAAGCAGUUCAUCACGACAGUCGGAAAACUGCUCGGUGGUGAUGACCAGAUGGAGAUAAGAGCUGAAGAGAUCGUGGCCUUUGAAAAGAAACUGGCAAAGGUGAGAUUACUAGCCACACAAUUUUCAUUACACGAUUAUUCAAAGUUUAUGAAUAUCUUAGAUAGAUCAAGCACUCUAAGUGAUCAAAAAUCAUUGCCGUUAAGUAUUCUCUCACAUCUCUGUCUGUCUGUGUCCUCAUUCAAUGUGUUCUUCAGAUAAGUGUCCCCGAUGCAGACAAGACUGACACGUGGUUCAACCGAAUGACUAUUGGUAAACUGAAAAAAGAAGCACCUGGGGUAAGGAAAAGAUAAUCAAGUAAUAUUUCUUACUUUUUUUUUCUGGAAUAAAGAUGCAUCAGUUUUCAGUAGACUGGGGCCUACGAAUGAAGUUGGAGAAACCUGCAACUUUCGAAUUUCCCUAAGGGAGUGUACUUAAAAGAAUCUUCGGUUAGGGGGAGGAAGAAAUGCAAAAAAAAUUGUUUAAGUCAUUCUGUUUCCUAGAAUUCACUGUUCACCUCAUCUGAACUUCAGGUUUCAACAACCUCAGUUUUAGUCAUCCUGUGUUUUAACAUUCUCUAUAUUUAUUUUACAGUAUCCCUGGAUGAAACAUCUAUCUUCCAUCUUUUCCAACGAAACGCUGAAGGAUAGUGAAGAGAUAAUAGUUCCAGCGUUGCCUUAUCUUCAGAAUAUGACAAAAGUUAUCAAAGAGACUCCUAAGAGGUAAGACUUUCCUGCCAAAACCAUUUCGCAAAUUCUUCAUUCAGGUUAUGCCAUGUUAUAAUAAAGUUGGGAUAUAACGCGCGCCAUCAUCGGUUGAAAGAGCUAGUGUUUCUGGUGUUUCUCACUACACUUCUUUCGUGCUCUAGCCACUUCCUGUGUGCUUUACAACAGAACAGAGAACAGCCAAGGCUUCUCUAUUUGUUAAAUAACAGUACAGUAAGGGAACGGUCAUUAUUUAUAACCUGGGAGGGGUCGGAAGAUUUUGGUAGUGUCACAAGAAAAUUUACCUGAUCCCACUAGGGCUCUGUAAUAUUUUUGUAUGAUCUGCCCUCUUUGGCAGUUACUUGGUAAUCAAUUUUCUAUAUUCUUCACUUUAUACUCUGUUGGCGACUACUGCUUCCUCCUUUCCCCCUGAAAAUCCAUGUGAUAGCCCCCGCCCCCCCCUCUCCCCCUUAUCCCACCCAGGCGAUAGCUAAUGACCAAGAGAAUAUCAGUUGAUAUUCUCUUGGUGAUGACAGGUCUCUAAACCAAUAUCAAGAAGAUGAUUUGAACCAAUUCCGCGAUACUGCUGUUCUCUACUCCUAUCCUCAACUAUUCGUUAAAAAAAAUAAAUAGUAAUGCUCCAACAAAUGACGAUUGUGAUGCCAAUGUCACUCUAUGUCUGCCACACAUUAACAAAACAUUGUGCUUGAUACGGUAUUGCCAGGUUAUCACUGCUUUGGUCUCUCUUUAUUUUAGAAUCCUUGCGAACUACAUCGUUUGGAAUGUCAUUCAAGACGAAGUCUCUUUCCUUUCCAAGCCCUAUCGCAAGGCCCGAACACAGUAUAGAGAGAGGGUCCUGGGUUCCAAGGGUCAAAAGAAGAGAUGGAAGACGUGCGUGACUUUUACGAACGAGCUUUUGGGAGACAUUCUAGGAUCCGCUUACGUGGAGCAUCAUUUCAGUAACAGCAGCAAAAAGAUGGUGAGGAAAGAGUCGUACCUGAUUCUUUUACAAGCACAAAAAUUAACAAGACAUUUGAAAACAAAAAAAAUAGUAAUAAUAAAAAAAAAAAAAAAACUAGAUCAACCAUAAAAUUAAAUGACAAGUAACUGCAGUAAAUGAAAGUUAUUCAAUAAAAUACGGACUACGUCAUUAACUUGCGUUUUUCAUCACGUGUUCUAGGCAGAGGAUAUGAUUGUGGAGGUGCGCAAUGCUUUCAAAGAUAACGUCAACGCAAUCCCAUGGAUGGACAACAACACAAAAAUGGUGGUCAUGGAAAAGGUUUGCUUUUAUUAAUUAGGUCGUUUUCAUCACAAAGAACUGAAAUAAAUCACAUUCUGACCGGUAAAUGAUAACAAAUGUCGAUUGAUUCUCGCAAGAAAACUGCAAAUGAAUAAACUGCCUGAAAAAGACACUUGUAAAAAGUCAAGCUUCGAUAGGUUACGAACCAGUGCCUCUCAGACGCUAAUUGGUAGUUCUGCGCCAUUACCAAAUGAUUGAAAAGAACUUGAAAGUGGGAAUUUAAACCGCGUCGACGCCUUGAGUUUUUAAGCUUUUUGUACAAUUCUUCAGUCGCAGUUCAACAGUGGGGAUCAUUUACUGGCCCAUUUUGCCUCGUAUUGUCUUUAAAUUGUAGAUGGGUAGAAACUCUCCUCCUACAACCUUCUUAGUCUCCGCUGUAGCAGUCUUAUGGCUAUCCAGUCUAAUAUGCAUUUUAUAAAAUCUUUCUUUUUCCAUCAGGCAGAUGCAAUGCAUGAUGAGGUCGGUUUUCCGCGCUAUUUAGUUGAACAGGAAAAGUUUUCAAGGAGAUUCAAGAAGUACGACCACGUAAGUACUACGACCACGUAAGUGCUAUUCUAACACAAGUUUGUGGUAAGUUGUUCGUUAAAACUACAGAAUCAUUUUGAAAUAAUGAAAGAUGUAAAUUGGUAAAGAAUUAAAGAUGCAGCAUUUUGCUUUUAGUAACCUAUUCCUUUUUUACUUCUCAGGUAGAAAUAAAGAGUGACAGUCUUUUCAAGAAUAGAAUCGCGAUUUUAAAAAUGGCGCACCAAAGGAUGCUUAAGAAACUAAGAAAGCCCGUUGAUAAAGAAGAGUGAGUUAUCACUGCAGGUUUUUAAAUUAUUUAAAGUAAAGGGAUAGUAUCAAAAGUAAUAAAGUAAAGGGAUGGUAUCAAUAAUAACGAUGUACAUGAAAUAUUACGCACGUCUGAUUGGCUGAAAACGAGUGCAUUCUCAUGUAACACAAGUGCAAAUUACAAAUAGCGCGUGCGCGCUGCCAAAAUUUACGUCUGUCUUUACUCCCUGUGAUGUUUUGUCCUUGGCAUUAAUGAAAAGUAACAACAUGAUUUCUCGUGCAAUUUGGAGUAAAUAAGAAUUUGAAAUUUUUUCAAAGACUACACAUUGCACUUGCCUUACGGGCACGUGCAAUUCUGUUGUCUUUGAAAAAUUUACUUAUGCUUCUUAAGACAAAACUGCACUCGAAAUCAUGUCAUUACCUAUACUAAGAAAGUCCUUUCUUUUUGGUGCUUUCAUAGUCGGAAUAUGAGAUUAUACAUACAUUUGGCUCGAUCAAAUGUGGUUUCUCUUGUACAUUUGAAAGUGAGAGGAUUGCAAGAUUUUCCCAUGUGAACAACAGUGACGUUAUUGUCUUUUGACUCCGUAGUUCAUUGAAUUGAUAUACGCGAGUCCUUAUUCACUUUUUAUUCAAGUUUUCAUUCAUUUAUUUAUUCUUUCCUUCAUUCAUUCAUUUCUUUCAAUCAUUCGAUUGUUCGCUCGUCGGUUCAUUCGUUCCCUUGUUCAGUUUAUUCCUUUGUUCCUUCAUCCGAAUUCAUACAUCGAUAUCUACUUACUGGAUUUCUUACGUUCUCCAAAUAAGAUACAAAAUUGUUAGUAAUGUGAUUAGUAUUACAGCGUGAACAGUGUUUUCAGAUGAGUGUUCUCAAUUCUUUCUAUUAAAACUCAGGUGGCCGAUGGACCCACAAACGAUUAACGCAAUGUACAGUUUUAACGAAAAUGAAAUAAGUGAGUAACAUAAAUUAUAAUUUAUUUCUUCAAUCAUUCCUUCUUUUAUUCAUUUCUGCGCGACUUUUGUAUGUUGACUUCACCUAUUUUUGCAUGAUCUCUAAGCUAUAAAAGGCCAGCUCUUUACAUUUAUGCGAAUAUCUUAUUUUAAACUUAUCAUCUCCUGUUUUAACUCCUUUGAUCUUCAGUUAUUCCAGCCGGAAUUCUCCAACCUCCAUUCUUUUACGCAAAGGGGAGUCCAAGGUAUGAGUUGAAAAUUUCCAAGACGAAAAUUGAAAUAAUUUUUGAUGAAUGAUCAGUUGCACUGCCAUACGAAGAAAGAGCUUUAACAGCGAGUCUUGAUUUCCACUUGUAAAUCUCUAAAGAACAUUUGAUGGAAAUAUAAUAGAAACAAGAUAUCUUUUUCUUAUCAUCAGAUCGUUGAGUUUUGGAGCUAUUGGAUCAAUUCUUGGUCAUGAAUUGACUCACGGAUUCGACAACACAGGUUAGUAAUGAUUACUUUAUUCGACUAAAAAUCUUCAACUGCAUAACACCCUCUCAUCCGCUUAGCUUCGAUCGACAUUGAGAAUGAAUUCUUCUCAAGAUCUCGAAAAGACUGUAAUGUUUCCCUCAAACAGUGCGCCGGAGUGAUUGACAUUGCUCAAGCGGGAAGUCAGUCGUGCGAUAUCUGCUCUCUUUCUGAUUGCUGGCUACGAAGGUUCGGAUAAGUUAUUCAGAAAAGUGUCGUAGCAUCAGCUUGAAGUUCCUGGGGGUCAGUUCGGGAUAUCAGACUUAAUAAGAAUAAAAAAGUGAUUCAUGACUGUCAGUAUAUGGAACACAAAUCUACGCUCGAGGAUGCAGUCUCUUGUUCUAGAGUUCAAAAUAUCCAAGUCUCAACAAAACAAAACUCAAUUUUUUUUAUCCUCCUUUAUUUUAAAGGGGGUUUAUGAGAUGCUUAAUUUAUCAAAAUAUUUCCUUAUUCAAUUUGCGUAUUUAUUCAUUUAGUUUUUUGCCUUGAAUAGGUCGAAAAUUCAACAAGAAUGGCGAGCUAACUGCUCAGUGGUGGUCUCAAGACUCGCUCGAUGGAUUCAAUGCUAAGGCAAAAUGUGUGGAAAACCAGUAUUCUAUGUACAAAGUCAGAGAUAAAUAUCCAGUAAGUAGAAAAUUAACAGGCUAAUUUCUAGUUCACAUUGCCAUAGAAAUCAGUCAGCAAUUUAUCAUUUAACCUCUAUCUAAUGUUGCUUUUGUAUGAUUUUCCAGGGAGAUAUUUUUUUCCUCAAAUUCUUCUUCUUCUUCAUAUCUUGUUUCCAUGGUUAUGAACAAAUAAUUGUACAACAUAGAGUUAUCAUGAAUUUUGUAUUAGAAAGUUCUUGCACAGUUCUUAUCAACGAUGAUUACUCUCCUGGCGAUCGAUUUUAAUCCAGGUCAUUUUUCUGUAGAUUAACGGAAAGCUUACUCUUGGCGAAAACAUUGCUGAUAACGGAGGGUUUAAAGCGUCGUUCAUGGUAAGUUGAAAUGAAUUUCUUAUAGUUACGGAUCUAGAUAUCAAGAAUACACUUGAGCAGUAUAACCCUCGUGAAAUUUAUAGAUUGAUUUUUUUUGUUUUGUUGACUUCCUAACUUGAGACUAUCUAAAUUAAAGCUAUCGUGAAUUUGAUUACAAAGCGCUGAUGAGCCAUGAUAAAUUAACGCUAUAGAAAUGACUGUGAGCGUCGGUACGCGUUCUUAUUCAUUCAGUCCUUUUCCAUUUUUUAUAUUUUUAGGCCUACAAGAACUGGUUGCGCAAAAAUGGCCAAGAAGCUUGGCGAUUACCGGGCAUAAAUUUCACAAGUGAACAGCUAUUCUUCAUAGGAUUUGGUCAGGUAAUUAACUGAUUCAAUCAAACUCUGUCAUGAAUAUAAGUUACAUAAUGCCAAGAGGAGAUCUGGUAAUACACCAGGUUCCUUAAACUCUCAUGAGUGACCAAGACAGAAUUUCUCCUUACAAUAUCAAUACAACCAGAUAAGCGAUGAGAAUAAAGAAAUAUGUCAAUUUCGGGAUAAUUAGUUGAUCCAUUGCUAAAUUCUCUGAACUAACAUUAUAAGAAUAGUACGGUUGAUAGAAAGGAGAAUAACAAAUUUGAUCUGGGAGUUAAGUGGUUAAAGCUUGAGCCAUACCCUGAUUGGUGUCUCGAAGGGGCUUGGAAAGUGAUAGUCUCCUUGAGAGCCAUUUCUUGGUCCUCUCACGCAAUACCCUUCUGGUGAGAGUCUCGACGGGGUUAACCAUUGGACGAAAUCGGCGAGAAAAAAAGGUGAUUGUCGUUAGGCGUAAAAGUUGACAAAUUUUAAUCGUUAGUCGUAAAAAAAGUUAACCGUGAAAUUUUUUCUUUAUAUUACAACGAAAAAAAAUCAACCGUUAGCCGUGAAAUAGAGAAAUUUUAACAGUUAGCUGUAGGAGCCAUCAUCCCAUUAAGACCCUCUUCUGGUAGGGGAGAGGGUGUGUUGCGUUAUGGGAUCAAAGAAUGGACAAAGGGGGAGAGGUACAUGAAACGAACAUUAAGACACAGAGAACAGAGAUGUGAUACCAAAGGAGGAGGGGGAAACAGCCAAUGACUAAUGAGUAGAAAGGAAAAUUGGUAGUAAAGUACUUGGACUGUUUCAUUAACAACUCUUUUCAUCUUUAUUACUACAAAGGCUUAUUGUAGUAAUAGCCGUCCAACGGAACAGUACCUGGCGACAUUAAGUGACAGGCACUCGGAGGAAAAAUUCAGGUGAAAUACGAAGUUUGUUGUUGUUGUUGUUGUUUUUUUUUUAACAGACUGGUCAAUACGUUUUGUAGCUUCCUCUCUCUUUACAAAAUCAAAAGCAAUAUCAUCUGCCCGUUGCGAAUUUGAAAUCGGGCAAUUUCGCCGUAUCUACAUUUCAGAUAACCUCUCCUUGAAUCCAAUUUUUCUUUUUCUUUUAUAGAAUGUAGAAGGGUGCCUUCAGGUAGAACACGCAUGUACUAGACCAAACAUUAGUUUAAUCUAAGCUUAGGGACGUAAGGAACAUUUUCUACUUGGAAGGAGUCCAAUAUUCACAUUAUGUCUGUACCUUAGGGGGCUCUCAUAGAGGGGGGGGGGGUACUGUAAUGUGGUGUCAUUUUUAGAAAUUAUCACCGAGAGACCAUGAGCUCUAUCACGCUAUCACUUUUGAAUAUCACAGAUAAGGUUUAUAUACACCGUACCCCAAGAGGCCUCUUUCCUCCCUCAGCUACGUCCUUAGAGCUUGGGGAAUGUCUGCAGAAUGCAGGGGAGGAUUUUUUAAUUGUUAAUCUUUGCAACGCCAGGUUAACAUUCCGAUAUUUUCUCCAUCCAAUUGUUAGAGUUAUCGGAACGCUGUCUAACUCAUACGACUUUGCCAAAGCGUUUAAAUGUAAACCCAAUCAGCCUAUGAAUCCCACAAGCAAAUGUGCCGUGUGGUGUAAAGACGAAUUGGAACUUUAGGGUGUGACUGGUUACAAAGCACCUACGCGGGAACUUUCGGGUAUGGCUGGCUCGAUGUAUCCCACAUGGCCUCUUUGUGCCUAUGCUGGCCGUGGAUGCGAGAUGAUAGCUUCUAAAAGGAAUGGAGUUACUUUUAUUGUGUGUAGUUUAUACUGCAUCGUCUUUGACAGCUAGUCUAACAUCCUGCCUCUAAAUCAUUUCUCUUUCCUAAGCUUGUUGCCAUUUUAUUUCUGUAUUAUCGAUGAUCAUGGAUCUAUGUCAGUUUGUAAAAUAAUAAUGAUGAUAAUCGGACUGCUGGAAAUUUAUUUCAUAAAAUGGAAAAAGGAAUCAAAUUGAAUAUCAACAAAAGCUUACCAAUUUUCUAGCAAUUAGUAAGGUCCAGUAAAAAGUUAUUUUGUUCACUACCAAUUUUCAGGCUGCUUUUGGCUCGGAGGAAAGUCUUUCCAACUUCGGCGGCGGUGGAAAACUUUCCAAAAUAGAGGCUGAUUGAUUACAAAGAACUUAAUGGAACUGAAAAACAUUCCAUUUUCAAACGCAAGCAGACAGUAUCUAUCUCUGCAAAACCGGAACGCAUUUUAAGUAGAUAAUCUGAGGCUGAAUAGUUAACAAAAAAAUCGUGUACUGCGCCGAUUUGCGUGCGGUGAAUUAUUUCAUCUGAUUUUCACAACAAAAUGUAAAAGACAUAUUAAAAAUAAGGAUGAAAUACUGAUGAGACAUUGAAAGUUACAGGGUUUAUAAACUGCAGGUUUAUUCAAAUCCACAACUAUUUAUAGUCGAUUUAUGAAUUUUCAGUCGACUCUGAGCAGAUCCAGGCAAAUCUAUCUUCGUCUUCCUCUCGCCAUAGUAUAAGACUAUGAAAGCAAAAAAAUGACAAUAAUUGUAGAAAAUUUCUUGGUUAGUAACAAAAGGCAUUUAUGCAAGUCUAGUGUAGAAAAAGAAUUUUAGUUUUGUUUUGUUUUGUUCGAGGAAAUGACAUGAACGGCUGAUACAUUUAAAAUACAGGAUAAAAUGAGUACUCUUUAUCCUUCUUUGAAUAAAUUGGCGAGAACAAGAAGAUAUAAAAUCAAUUUUCCAUCUCUUGGCCGGUAAGUGAUUAAUUUCUCAUCGAAAUGCGCGUCCACAGCGGACUCGCUCUCGAUAAAAUAUCCAUGGACGGCCGAAAAAAAAAGAAGAAGAGGCCAGCCAGCUUUCUCUGAUCUUGUCAGCAUACCUCGAAAGCUUCACCAUGACAUCACUUCUCAAGUCUUCUAUCGCAUUCAGGGGGACUGAGAACGAAUUUGUCAGUGACAAAGCUUUAGGUUGGGUGAAUGAUAUUUUUCUUAAUUACUUUAGGUGAUACUUGUCAAAUGAAAUUUUAUUUGUAAUUUUAAUAAAAGAAGCAUGCUGG